Messenger RNA from Bemisia tabaci, 1077 nucleotides. The record is from RefSeq and is a predicted model, not a curated record. NCBI's taxonomy places the organism in Eukaryota, Metazoa, Arthropoda, Insecta, Hemiptera, Aleyrodidae.
GUAUCAGAAAAGGUUGGAAGAAUCAGUUCAUUUUUCGAAACUCCAAGGGGAAGUUCGAGUGCAGCAUUUGCCACGCCGCCUACAAAAGGAAAGACACGGUGAUCGGACACAUGAAAUGUCACACCGGCGAAACUCUGUGCACCAUCUGCAAUAAAAACUACUCGAAUAAACAAAAUCUCCAAAUGCACCAGUAUCUCGUGCACAAAAUGAAGGUGCCAUAGCAUGAGGCACCUCAGAAUGUUGACAUCCAACAUUCUGUUUUCGGCUCGUGAAUGCUCUGUCUAUAAAAUAGACAAAGCCUUUAACUUAAUCAAACUUAACAUUGUUGCAAUUAACAAGGUGUAAAUUCUAAAAAUAAAUAAGUUGACUCGGCGUUAUUCUGCAUAACAUAGCGCGAAGCAAAAAGCAUAGGCGAACAUGCUGAAACGAAAAUAUUAAAACUAUUAAAAACCCAAUGAGUGAUAUCAAAAGAACGGCAAAAAACACCUCAGAAAUAAUAAAAUGAUUCAACACCCUUACAUUGUAAAUAAGUUGAUAACAGCGACAGUGCCAAAUUUUUUCAAUAUAUUUAGUAUGCAAGACUCUCCUUCAAGAAAUGAGCAGCGGAAAUUUGUGUGUAAUCUUUGCGGCGCCAGGUACAAAAACAGGCAUCACUUGGUAUCUCACGCCAAAGCCCACACAGGAGAAACCUUCUGCACCAUCUGCCAUAAAAACUACUCGAACAAACAUAACUACCAAAUGCACCUUUUGAUGGUUCAUAAAUUACGGCAGUCGUAAUCACAAAUCAAAAUUAAGCGAAUCAACAAAUGUGCCACUGAAAAUGUAUUCGUUUUAUUUAUAUCUGUCCUCUUUUAACUACUUUAAUACUCAUAAAUAUGUUUUUUUUUUUUUUCAUAUUAUAGUACGUAAGUUCAAGUGUAAUUUAUACAUUUUGUUUGAAGUGCAGUGAAAACUGCAGUAGCUACUUUUUUGUUAUUAUUAACUCUCUGUAAGUACUUAUAAAACAAUUAUUUUGUUAUUUACUUUUAAAAGUAAUUAUUCCUUAAACAUACACAAUACAUUCUCACUGAAAGGUCA